AUGACUAUCCUCACCGUCCCCGAGUCAAGUAUCCGCGUUGCGAUCGACCGCGGAGGCACCUUCACGGACGUACACGCCUCUGUACUUGACGCCUCCGUUGGUGGCCGUAGCGAGUUUGUCAUCAAGCUCCUCUCACAGGAUCCUGGCAACUACGCCGACGCGCCGACAGAGGGUAUCCGCCGCGUGCUGGAGCGUGUCACGGGUACUUCUAUCCCGCGCGGCGAGCCGCUGCCUGUCAAGCACCUUGACUACGUCCGCCUCUCGACGACUGUCGCGACCAACGCCCUCCUCGAGCGUAAAGGCCAGGACCACGCUCUGGUUAUCACUAAGGGGUUCCGCGACCUGCUUGAGAUCGGGAACCAGACCCGCCCCCGCAUCUUCGACCUCAACAUCAAGCGUGCGCUCCCCCUGUACUCCAAGGUCGUCGAAGUCGACGAGCGCGUCACUCUUGUCGGGUACACCUCUGACCCGAAACACGCCGAGCAUGCCGUCGCGUUCAACCCCGACGGCUCCAUCCAAAAGGGAUACACCGGCCCAGGUGCGGAGGCGCAGGAACGCUUCAUGCCCCAGCCCGUCGUGCAGGGCCUCUCUGGCGAGGCAGUCAAGGUCCUCCAGACGCCAGACGAGGUCGCCCUUCGUGCCGACCUCCAGGCCGUCUACGACGAGGGGUACCGCGCCGUUGCCGUGUGCCUCGCUCACUCGUACACGUACCCCGAGCACGAACUUAUCGUUGGCCGCAUUGCCUCCAAAGUCGGCUUCGAGAACGUCUCGCUCUCCUCCCAGCUCCUCCCCGUCAUCAAGAUGACGACGCGUGGGCAGAGCACGACCGCCGACGCGUAUCUGACCCCAAUUCUGAAAGAGUACCUCCGCGGCUUCUACGCCGGCUUCGAGGGCGGUGCAGAGGGCGGCCUCCGCGUCGAGUUCAUGGGUUCGGACGGCGGUCUCGUUGAGCUCAAGCACUUCUCCGGCCUCAAGUCCAUCCUCUCAGGCCCUGCUGGCGGGGUGGUCGGUUACGCUUUAACUAGCUGGGACGAGGACGAAAAGGCCCCUAUCAUCGGCUUCGACGUCGGCGGCACGUCAACCGACGUAUCCCGCUUUGCGGGCCGGUACGAGAGUGUAGCUGAGACGACCACGGCCGGGAUCGCAAUCAACGUGCCCCAGCUUGACAUCAACACCGUUGCCGCGGGCGGCGGCUCCUGCCUGACGUACAAGAACGGCCUUUUCCGCGCCGGCCCCGAGAGCGCGGGUGCGCACCCCGGUCCCGCGUGUUACCGGAAGGGUGGGCCGCUCGCGCUCACCGACGGAAACCUAUUCCUCGGCCGCCUGGUGCCGCAGUACUUCCCCAAGUGCUUCGGCCCCAACGAGGACGAGGAGCUCGACCCAUCCGCAAGUAUGCGUCAGUUCGCCGCCCUGGCCGACGAGAUCCGCGCCGACACGGGCACCAACAAGGACAUGGACGAACUGGUGUACGGCUUCGUCAAGAUUGCCAACGAGACGAUGGCGCGCCCGAUCCGCACACUGACCGAGGCGCGCGGUUUCAAGACCAGCGACCACGUCCUCGCCUCGUUUGGUGGCGCGGGUGGACAACACGCCUGCGAAAUCUCCGAGUUGCUGGGCAUCUCGCGUGUGUUGAUUCACAAAUUCUCCAGUGUCCUCAGCGCGUACGGCCUCUCCCUCGCCGACCGGGUAUACGAGCUCCAGGAGCCUGCGGCCGACGUGUAUGCGUCCGCAGCGCCAGUGCUCAUGUCGCGCCUCGACGGGCUGGGCGAACGUGUACGCGAGGUGCUCAAGGCCGCGGGUUUCACCGACUCCAAGAUCCGUCUGGAGCGCCAGCUCAACAUGCGUUUCGACGGCAGCGACACUGCCCUCAUGGUCCUCGCGCCCGACGAAGACUUUGCCGAGGCGUUCCGCCGCGCUCACAUGGACGAGUUUGGGUUCCUGCUCGACAAGGAGAUUGUCGUUGACGACAUCAAAGUCCGCGGUAUUGGGAUGAGUUACGAGUCUCUGGGACGUAGUGCUCUCGCGGAGGCACGAACCCUAUCCUGCUCGCCACCUCCCAAGGCGGACCUUGCGCAGGAGGUAUAUGUCUGGAAGGGGGAGAGUGGUGGUCGCGUACAGGCGCCAGUGUACGAGCUUGAGAGCCUUAGAACAGGCAACGCGGUGCCCGGACCCGCACUCGUUAUCGACGACACACAGACCAUCUUUGUCAACGUCGGGUGGACGGCGCUCGUGACGACAAACCACCUCAUGCUCGUGCGGGAGUGA
Messenger RNA from Cutaneotrichosporon cavernicola, 2265 nucleotides. RefSeq lists its product as uncharacterized. The coding region runs from base 1 to 2265 and encodes 754 amino acids. The transcript is spliced from 3 exons. Gene Ontology annotation, molecular function: 5-oxoprolinase (ATP-hydrolyzing) activity. The record is from RefSeq and is a predicted model, not a curated record. Gene Ontology annotation, cellular component: cytosol. NCBI's taxonomy places the organism in Eukaryota, Fungi, Basidiomycota, Tremellomycetes, Trichosporonales, Trichosporonaceae. Gene Ontology annotation, biological process: glutathione metabolic process.